AUCGAAACUUGGAAGUAAGCAGCAAAAUGUCAACUCGUCCAAUUUUGCUUAGGGACCGGCCGAUUAUGAAGAGAAGGAUGACCAUAGGUGGUCCUCGCCCAUUGCCUCUUCACGCGGUCGAGCAAAUCAAGCAGCGCAAUUUUUUCGAAAACCUCGGUAAUACCGAUGGGAUGGUGACCAGACGUCCCCCCGUCAAUGAUGAUAUGAUGUAUCGCGAGUUAGGCAAUCAGCGUGGUUGGAAUGGAUUUAAUUCCGGAGGGCAAUUCAAUUUGAAUACCAGUGCUCCACCGCCGCCGGAGAAUCUCAUUUGGGAAAACCCCCAAAGUUUCCAACGCGAACGCUCGCCGCCAGUUCGCCGUGCUCUUUUCGAAGUUCCCGAUGAGGAACCCGUCCAAAAUAUUCAGGAACCCUUUUAUCGCAGGACUCAUGAACCGCCUUCGAAUGCAUAUGGUUUUCCAGAAGGAACGUCUGUAUUUAAUAAUCGCAAUGAAGAUUUCGAACGUCGAGAAUUUUCGAAUGCAAAUUUUGAAAAUAAUGGACAGCAUCUAAAUCAACGUGGUGAUGAGGAUUUUGAGCGCCGAGAAUUUUGCAAUGGUAACUUUGGAAACAAUGGACAGCCUGAACAUAAUCGCAAUGAUGAUUUCGAACGCCGUGAGUUUUUCAAUAAAAACUUUGGAAAUAAUGGACAGUCGGUUAAUCAACCUGAACCAACAUCCGGAGGUACUGAGCCGUCGGAUAAGAUUUUUAUGAUUGCUGGCUUCAAGUUGCCGUUCUUAACCAACGAAAUGGCGAAGUCGGCCUUUGUGGAGUCUCGAUCGUACGCGGUGCGCUAUUUCCAGAAGACGCCCAACUAUAUAAUACGCAAGAAAAAAACCAAGGAUGCGCCCAUCAUUCAGCACAUUUACAACGAGAUAGAGGAUGUCCAUUACGAUGAUUAUAAUGACCAAAAGUCUACCGCUCUUUCAAUCAACCGUCAUCGCGAAAGUCUCUGCAAGGAGUGGACCAAGAUCUAUCGGGGCAGGAACUAUCGUUCUUGGGAUGGAUGGUGGAAGGACUUCCACAACAUUGAUGUGGACAUCUUUGAGCAGUUGGCGAAAUUCGAAUGCUUCAAUGUGAAGUACAACUUCAUGUCGCCCGGUGGAGUCCAUAAUGCCGACCAGCUGAUCAAUAGGGCCAACAUCGCUCUGACCAAGAAUCGCAACAAUUAUGUGGGCAACUUGAAGGUCGUCCACAGCCUGAUGGACCACACUGUCCUGGGAAACUUGGCCAUGGAGGAGACCGCUCGGCUGCAGGACAUCAUUCGCUCGGUGCCCAAUCACCUGUGGGUCUACAAGUUGCGCUGCAUGAUCUACGUGUGGUACAACUACGGCCAGGUCAUGAAGUCGAAGGACACCCAGGAUAAGAAGUACCAAAUUGUGCUCAAGGAGUGGAGGAGCCCCGUCAUCCACUGGCUGGCCAAGCAGGCCUUUUUCGAGCUGAAGAGCAUCAGCAAAUUGGAGUAUCCCCAGUUCCGUGAGGUGUACGGCGCAGCCAGACAGAAAGCCAAGAAAUAG
This is a messenger RNA of Drosophila takahashii, 1553 nucleotides long. RefSeq lists its product as uncharacterized. The record is from RefSeq and is a predicted model, not a curated record. Lineage: Eukaryota; Metazoa; Arthropoda; Insecta; Diptera; Drosophilidae.